UUCACACAUGGUGCAGCAAGAAUCUGAAUAUAUAUGGAUGGAAAAGGUGCUAUCAUACUUAGAAACCUUUUCAGAAGUUUCAGAUAAGCCAUCAUGUUGAAGAUUGUAGGAAUUCUCGCUCUUUGCCUUUUCGCCACUGCUUUUGCAGCUGAUGAUGAAAAAGAGCCUUCAGCCUGCGAGUUGGAUCGUGCCCGUCGUCUGAAUGCUACCCUCACCGAGAGUAUCUUGCACUUGAUCCCAGAAUGUGAAGAAAAUGGUGACUACGCCGCUCUCCAGUGCUUCACUGCCAACGACUGGUGUGUCUGCUACAGAAGAAAUGGUGACAACAUCAACACCCCAUCCAAGAACAUCAAGGCCUGCGAUUGCGUCAGACAGAAGGAUGAUGCCAUCACAGCCGGAGACACUUACAUCCCCAAGUGUGACAAGAACGGAUAUUUCCAGAGCAAACAGUGCUCCAACGAUGAAUGCUGGUGCGUUGACAAGAACGGAAAGGUUCUCACCGAUCCUAAGACUGGAGGCGUUGACUGCUAAAUUCUUGGAUGUUUAAACUAUGCUUAAAUAAAAGUUGUUGAGUUUUUAUA
Molecule: messenger RNA, 581 nt
Organism: Parasteatoda tepidariorum (common house spider)
Lineage: Eukaryota; Metazoa; Arthropoda; Arachnida; Araneae; Theridiidae
Product: U20-hexatoxin-Hi1a
Biological process (GO): establishment of protein localization to extracellular region
Source: RefSeq, a predicted model, not a curated record